AUGAUACUCGUCGAAGGCUUACCUGUGGGUGGCAUUUUUGCGUUCUUCUGGAAUUUAAUGAUCUCUGCAAGCUUUCAGUUCGUAGGAUUUAUGCUGACUUAUUUGUUACAUACAUCACAUGCAUCCAAGCAAGGAUCGCGAGCAGGUUUGGGAGUUUCUCUGGUGCAAAUGGGCUUCUAUAUUCGUAGUCGUGGGACGUUGGAAGACGAUCAGUCAUCUUCGAGCACGUCUGGAACAGUUGAUGACAGUACAGACGCUGCUAUUAUCGCUUAUUUCCUGAUGAUGUUGGGCUGGUUUUUGGUCCUUCGGUCCAUUGCCGAUUAUCUCAGAGCGAAACAAUUGGAAAAAAUCAUAAGCUCUGAAUCUUCAACAGCAAGAAGUGCUCUAGCCGUGACCGAUACAUCGGCAGCGACAUCAUCGACAAACAGCACUACAAGAAUGAAUCAGAAUACUCCAGAAAACAUGGUGUAG
Molecule: messenger RNA, 471 nt
Organism: Mycotypha africana
Lineage: Eukaryota; Fungi; Mucoromycota; Mucoromycetes; Mucorales; Mycotyphaceae
Exons: 5
Coding region: 1-471 (156 amino acids)
Biological process (GO): metal ion transport; positive regulation of protein ubiquitination; ubiquitin-dependent protein catabolic process
Cellular component (GO): perinuclear region of cytoplasm; Golgi apparatus; endoplasmic reticulum
Source: RefSeq, a predicted model, not a curated record